CGGGACGCAAUGGAACGUGGUGCUGGCCGGGUGAGGGGGGAGGAAAAAAAAACCACCCCGCUAGGAUUCGGUGACAUAAAAGCGGCGGCGCGAGCGGGAGCGCGGGCCAGAAGCGGCGGAGGAUGCAGCAGAGGGCAGGCAGCGGUAGCCGGACAGCCGCCACCGAGCACGCCCUCCCCCUCGUUCACUGAUCUCCCCACCCAGCUUCCCACUCUUAUGGUGAGGCUCGGUGUCCUCACUCCGGAAUCCAGAGCAGCAGUUACUGCGGUAGCAACGAGAUGAAGAUGAAAGCCGAUAAGAGGUCGCCUUCCGGCGGCGGCGGUAGCGGUAGCGGCAGUGGCGGUGCUGCUGGAGGCGGCGGGGCCUCGACCCAGGGGCCGGCCCCCUUCAUCCAGGCUCUGGCCGCCGCCAACAGCCAGUAUCAGGCGUACGAGACGUACCUGGAGAAUGGCAUGAUCUGCCUCAAGCAUAAGAUCCGGAAUAUUGAGAAAAGGAAGGCAAAACUGGAUGACUAUAAGGAACGCCUAAAAAGUGAAGAACUGAAUCAAGAUCAAUUGGAUGCUGUGGCCAAAUAUGAGGAAGUAAUUCAUAAUCUGGAGUUUGCGAAGGAGCUGCAGAAAACCUUUGUUGCACUCAACCAAGAGCUGCUAAAAGCACAAAAGAAAACUUUACGACGUGAGCAACUGCUGAGGACAGAAAUGGAGAAGAGACGCCUUCGUACAGUAUUGCAUGUUAAAUAUGUACUGGAGAACUUCAAGCAGGAGCAUGUUCAAAAUGACUUCAGAGAUGGCAUUAAUGGUGCAUUUAUUAUUUCUCGAAAGGAAAUCAGCCUCCUCAGGGACUUCUGUAAACUUGUUUGCCCUGAAAGGAAUGAAAGAAUGUCUCUUGAAGAUCAGAUUGAAUUGGUGUCAAAUCAAAUGUGGGACCUGUUAGAAGGAACUGAUAAAAUAGUGGCUGGUAGCACCUAUAAACACUUAAAGGAAACAAUAAGCAGACUACUGAACUGUGCUUACUUUGAUAGUAUUCCAGUCCCUCACAAUGGGUUGCUGGAUGAUGUUGAAGAUGAUAAAAUUAAAGAAGUACAAGUAACUUCUAAAGCCUUGUCUGGAAAGGAUUCUGAAUCCGAUCUACAUUUUUUGUGCUCGAGUGACAUGCAGCCAAGAGAGUUUUUGAAUAGACAAUACCUGAACAAAACUGACUGUGCUGUAAAACAGCCUGAAAAACCGAGGAACUGGGAAAAUGAGUAUGUUAGCAGGAAGCAAGAAGAUGUUCCCAGUAAAUGGGAUACUGAUUACAUCAGUAGAAAACAUGAGGAAUCGCCCCCUGCAAAGUGGGAUGAUGAGUAUGUUGAUAAACAGGAGUCGUCCCUUAAGAAAAGAGAUGUUGAAUAUAUCAACAACAGAAAGUUAGAGGAGCAGCCCAAAAAGUGGGAUGAACAGUAUGCUGAAGUCCAGGAGACAAAAAGAUGGGAAUCACCAUCUGUUCAGAGAGAAUCUGCUGAACCAAAGAGAAUUCUGCCUGAACCCAAAGAGGUGUCGAAGGUAGUGCAACAGGCUGCUGCAGAGUUCUGCUCAACCUCAUCACUGCCAAAGGAUCCAGAACUCAGGAGGCAGAAGCUUCAAGACCUCAUGUCCCAGAUACAAGGGACAUGUCACUUCAUUCAGGAUUCUAUGUUGGAUUCUGACUCUUCCUCACCAAGUGCUAUUGGAUCACAGAAGGCAACAAUAUCACUCAGUGCUGCAGUUCCAAAGCAACAAAAGAAUGAAACCAUUCCAUCCCCACCAAAGCCUGCUUCAGAAUUGACUGUUCAUUCCAGUGUCGGGGGUAGUUCAGGUUCUGAUGACCAGUCGUCGCUAUCCGGUUCCACAAAUGAUCUUUCAGGGCAAACGCCACAGAAUUCAGCUGCACGCAAUUCAGAAAGUGAAGCGUACAUUCCUCCAUCGCAGAUAUACCAAACAAGUACACCAGUUACUGAGUCGCUGACACAAAAGUCCUUGGAGACAAGUCAGGUGACUACUCUGCCCAACAACCAGACGACUGUGUAUGAUGCAAUAAUGGUAACACCUCAAGGACUGGGACGCCAGACUCCAGUAAGCAAUUCUCCAGUUAGCAUGAAGACCACACCUUUUCAGGCUAUGCAGACUGUGUUCAAUGUGAAUGCUCCUCUUCCUCCAAGAAGUGAACAGGAAGUGAAAUCUGAUGCUCCAUAUUCACCUGCCUUUAAUCAAAGUUUGAUUACAGCAAGUACUCAGACUCCACCUCAGCCUGUGUCUGUCCAAUCUUCACAUGCUGUGGAGCAAAACGCUCUGACACAAGAUUCUUUAACAGAAGAACCUACUUCAGUUGCCAAUGGGACCCCGGUUUUUCUACCCCACAGUCAGCCAAGUAAUCCUUUACCGAGACCGAACCAACCCUACUUUGGAAGCAGAGGUGCUGUCAGGGGAGCUGCACGAAGUGGCAGAGGAAUUGCUAAUGCCUACCGUGGUUCUAGUAAUGGAUAUAAAGGUGUACAAAUAGGAUUUGAUGGCUACAGAGGAAUUCCCAUACCUGGUAAUGGAACGUAUGGACCUUUCCCAAGUAGGGAGUACCCUGGGAUGCCGUACACUCCAAGGGAAUCUGGUUACCAACAGAACUACAAACGUGGCACAGGAGUUGGGCCUCGUGGGACAAUGAGAGCAGGCCAUGGCAUCUUACCACAAAUGAGGCAGACGCAUGACUAAAUUAUCACCACAAUCAAGUUUGCACAAUUUUGCAGUUUACAAUACAUACUUCUCACAGUCUUGAUAAAAUAUACAAACAAAAAGCAUCUUGGUGGUGUGUGUAACACCGACACGUUCUCUCAUCUCGCAGUCUGUAUACAGACAUGUCCUUGUGCUGGUUCUCAUUACAUGUCAGACUUCAGGGAAAUUGAAUUUCAUCUGCUGAGCCAGUUUGGGAGCCUGAAAGAAAGCAGUGUCUUAAGGGUGCAUGGAACAUCAUGCCAGCGGUACAACAAUUGCUAAAUUGCUCAAGAUAUUUAUUGUGGAAAUGUUUUUGUGUCUGAAUUGUAAAGACAACUACACUGCUGAUUGCCUUGCUUACAUUCAAACACUUAAAGUAUUUUUACUUGAGCUAUGAAAUGAGAAGAUCAAUUAAAUUAUUAAUUAUAAGGUAGCUCGUAUGGUCCUCAUUUCCCUCGGGGAAUGCAUUCUAUGCUGUCAUCUGUUUAAUCUGCAUUGAACGUGAGUUGUGUCAAUUUGCAAUAUGUAGGGAUGCAGUUUUCCUCAUCUAUUGAGACAUUUCAGAUUUUACAUGAAAUGGUAUAUCGCCGUUUUCUGGAUGUACAUUGAUUAUGUUUAUAGCCAUGAAAUGUAUGUUUAGAACAAGAUAAUAAAAUAUUCUCGCAAAAAUUAGGGUCCUGUAGCAAAAAUAAAGUGAACCCACCACGCCGCGCCCGAUUAUUCACCUUGCCUCUGUCUUUUGAAAUUUGAACUGCCUUUCACAAUCUAGAAUGAAAUGUCAUUUCAUACCUGUGUAAGUUUCAUCGGACCACUUUGGAGUAUUCUUUUCCUUCUAAAAUUAAAUCAUGGACUUAGAAAGUGGGAAUUUUCGAUUUCUCAUUCCUCAGUAUAUAAUUUCCAUUCUGCCGUGGUGUAAAUUAAGAUCCCUUUACACCGGUUGGAAAUCCAUUAAGCAGCCAAAAUAGAAAAGCAUUACCUGCUUUUGGAACUCUCUUUAGACAGAAAGAUAAUUCAGUCCUUGAAAUCUGCUCUGCUCUGCCAUUGAAAGAGAUUAUGACAGAUCUUUACUUCUACUCCAUUUACUCCCCAUUCCACCAUACAAUUUGGAGAAUGAUCUCAAUGAAGUUGACUUUUAAUUUCAUACACGUAGCUUUUCUCGUGCUGAAGAUGGGCUCCGACCCAAAAUGUUGACUUUCCUGCUCCUCGGAUGCUGUCUGACCUGCUGUGCUUUUCCAGCUCCACAUUUUUUGACUCUGGCUUCUCGCAUCUACAGCCCUUUCUGUCUUCUAGUUGUUGUUUCUUCCUCUGUUGGCUUCAGGACCAUUGUAUAAUGCUUCAAGUAGGAUGAAUGUGCACUGUGCUCUAAACUGGUUUGCCAAUUUUCUUUUUGUUCAAAAACCUGGAAAGGUUCAGCAAGUCAGACAGCAUCUGUCAAGAGAAACACAAGUUAUUGCAUCAGGUCAAUGCCCUUCCACCACCUGCAAAGCCCAUGUCAGGAGUGUGAUGGAAUGCUCUCCAAUUACCUGGAAUGAGUGCAUUUCCAACAUCGCUCAGAGCUCAACAUGAUGAACAACAAGCAGCCCAUUAGAAUGGCAUCUCCCUCUGUCACCUUAAACAUCCACUCCUUUCCAAUGAUGCACAGUGGCAGCAGUGUCUACCACCUACAAAAUGCCCUGCAAGAACUUACCCAGCUGCCUUCAACAGUACCUUCCAAUACCUUGAUCUCUACCACAUACAAGAGCCCAGGAGCAAAUGCACAGGAACACCAUCACCUCCAAGUUAAUCUCCCAAGUCAUAAACUAUCCUGACUUGGAAAUAUAUUCCUUUAUUGUCAUCAUGGAACUUACAAUAAUUAUCUCAUCGCAAUGAUCAGGAGCUCCUUUGCCUUGUAGACUACAACAGUUCAAGAAUAAAGCUUACGAGCACUUUUCAAGAUCAGUUAGGGAUGAAUAAGUAAAUGCCAGCCUUGCCUAUAUAUUCCUUGAAUAAAAAAGGAGCAAUGACCAUCGAUGGAAUCCAAAGCAUUUUCAGAGGUC
Molecule: messenger RNA, 4756 nt
Organism: Stegostoma tigrinum
Lineage: Eukaryota; Metazoa; Chordata; Chondrichthyes; Orectolobiformes; Stegostomatidae
Gene: caprin2
Product: caprin family member 2
Exons: 19
Coding region: 279-2720 (813 amino acids)
Biological process (GO): positive regulation of canonical Wnt signaling pathway
Cellular component (GO): cytoplasm
Molecular function (GO): signaling receptor binding
Source: RefSeq, a predicted model, not a curated record